Zingiber officinale is the source of this 381-nucleotide messenger RNA. RefSeq names its product photosynthetic NDH subunit of lumenal location 3, chloroplastic-like. Gene Ontology annotation, molecular function: calcium ion binding. The transcript has 2 exons. The record is from RefSeq and is a predicted model, not a curated record. Gene Ontology annotation, biological process: photosynthetic electron transport chain; photosynthesis. Bases 1 to 381 code for a protein of 126 amino acids. Gene Ontology annotation, cellular component: chloroplast; photosystem II oxygen evolving complex; extrinsic component of membrane. Lineage: Eukaryota; Viridiplantae; Streptophyta; Magnoliopsida; Zingiberales; Zingiberaceae.
AUGGAAGGAAUGUGCGUGCAGGGGAAGAAGGGGUGCGUCCACCGGAUCCGAAAGUGCGUGAUGGAUCUGCUGUUGAUGGCUGAGGAGGAUCAGGAGCUGGCCGCGGACGACGAGGAGGGGUGGGAGGUGAUGGGAAGCGACCUCUGCCUGAAGGCCACCUUCUUGUACUGCGAUCUGAACCAGCUGAUCGCCGCCGCCGGCGCCAGGGAGGAGCCGAGGAAGCUUCAGGCCCUCGCCGACGUCGCCAACAAACUCUUCGCCUACGUCGAAGAGCUGGAGCAGGCGGUGAAGAGGCGAAGCAUGGCGUCGACGCAGGACUGCUACAAGGAAACGGCCCAUGUGUUGCAGCAACUCAUGGCUGCCCUAAUGCCCCUGCACUGA